GGAGUUAGACGUCCGGCUUCGUCCUGGAGCACCGCAACCUGAUCUUAUCGGUGUCACAGUGAAGGGUAAACGGCUCCAAUCAGCUGGAAAUAAAAAAGGCCUGUUGCCUUUGACUGUCAUCAUCCUCUCAGAGCUGUGGACUCACAUCAGCUGAGCUUUUGUCUGAUUAGGCCUCUGCUGCCAUUUGGGGUGCACUAGGUGGCAGAAAAGAUCUCACUGCUAAUGUCAGCCGACAAGAUGGAGACAACAGCCGGUGUGUCCAAUGGAGCGGGCCCAGUGUAUGACGAGACGGAAGACACCCUCAGUCCAGAGGAUCUGUCUGAGAUGCUGGCAGCAGGGACCAAGGAGAUUCAUGAAAAGGCCGAGAACACUCAGUUUGUGAAAGACUUCCUCAGAGGACGCAUCCGCAAAGAGCUCUUCAAGCUCGGUGCUGUGGCACUUUACCACACCUACACAGCCAUGGAGGAGGAGAUUGAAAGGAACAAGGACCACCCCCACUUUGCUCCUCUUUACUUUCCUGCAGAGCUGCACCGCCACGAAGCUCUGGCCCGGGACCUCCAGUACUUCUAUGGUCCAGAAUGGCAGAGCAAGGCCACCUGCUCGCAGGCCACCCAGUGCUACGUGGACCGUAUCCACCAAGUAGGGCAGGAAGACCCGGUUCUGCUGGUGGCCCACGCCUACACCCGCUACAUGGGAGACCUGUCUGGGGGCCAGGUUCUGAAGAAGGUGGCACAGAGGGCCAUGAAGCUGCCGCCGACUGGAGAGGGCCUGGAGUUCUAUCAGUUUGAUGCCAUCCAUAGUGCCAAAGCAUUCAAGCAACUCUACCGUAGUCGCAUGAACGAGCUGGACCUGGACAUGGAGACAAAGAAGAGGCUGGUGGACGAGGCUGUCAAGGCCUUCCUGUUCAACAUGGAGGUGUUUGAGGAGUUAGAAGAGAUCGGAAAAACAAUCCAGGAGGAUGUUUUAGAUGCUGGCAUGCCUGUUCAUGGAGCGAUGGGUGGAGACAUCAGCAAAUGUCCUUACUAUGCGGCUAAAACAGCGGCUUCAGGCGGGACAGCGUACUUCGGUCAGCUGGCCAUGGCUGUUCUCCGGCACCCCACAGGACAGGUGCUGUUCGCUACCUGGUUUGCUGCCUUGGCUGGAUUAGCUGCCUGGUAUCUGAUGUGAUCCAGCCCUCCGUCUGCCACUCUGCUACUGUAGAAGAAACAAAGGAGGAACGUAAGAGGAAGGACAGCAAGGAGACUAGGAAAUGUCCAGACUGUAGACCAUCCAUAGGUUCAUACAAACAUUCUGAUCCGUUCAAAGUUUAUUUAAUGUUACAUGUUUCCUAACGAUGGAAACCCAUAGAAAAUAAACUUUGGAUCUAUUUUUAGUAGUGGAAUUCCAACAAAACGAGCUAUAGGACCAUUUGGAUGUCAAGUCCAUCCAUGAAGGUACAACCUAUUUCAGUUUUGUCCUUUGUAUUUUUUAUUUUUCUACCUCCUCCGCACUAUCCCUCCAUUUUAUGUCCUUCCAGUGUGUUUGGUUGCAUCGAGACUUACUGUAGCUGUUUUCUGAUUUUUCUGAUUCAAGUGAUGUUUUCUCCCAAUUUUAGUUGAAAUUGCCAAUUUGACAGGUCACAGUGAUGUUGUGGUGCAGUCACAUGUGAAGUACAACUCAGCUGAUGAUGAGUUUGUUAUCAAAAUGAGCUCAGUAAGACGUGUUACAACCCACUGUGCAUGUGUUGUACGCUGCACGUUUUUGCUGGACAGACUGCUGUGUUGAGUUUUACACUGUGUGCACAGUUGUUGGGGCAGUGAGUAUUAUGACUUUAUCAUUAUUUCUAUGCAUAUUUCCAAACUCCAAACCACAUAACCUUGAAUUCUUAUUGUAUUUAAGCAUUUUUAGCCAAUAUAGAUUUGAGUGAUGAGGGAGGGGGAUUGAAGUUUUACAUUAUAAUGCACAUACAGUGGCAAGAAAAAGUAUGUGAACCCUCUGAAAUUUCCUAGUUUUCUGCAGUAAUUGUUCAUAAAAUGUGAUCUGAUCUACAUCUAAGUCACAAGUAUAGACAAACACAAUGUGCUCAGUAUAAUACCACAGAAACAAUUAUAAUAUUUCAUGUCUUUAUUGAACACAUCCAUUAAACACUCAUUGUGCUGGUGGAAAAAGUAAGUGAACCCUUGGGCUAACGACUCCAGCAAGAGCUAAUUGGAGUCAUGUGUUAGCAAACCUGGAGUCCAAUCAAUGAAAUGAGAUUUGACUGAGAUGUAGAGCUACUGUGACCUAUAAAAAGCGCUCAAACGUUUUGAGUUUGCUCCCUAUAAGAAACAUCUGCUGAUGUGAACCAUGCCUCGCAAAAAAAAGAGAUCUCCGAAGACCUACGAUCAAGAAUUGUUGAUUUGCACAAGACCGGAAGUGACUAGAAAGUCAUCUCAAAGACUUUAGGAAUUCACCAGUCUACAGUUAGACAAAUUGUCUACAAAUGGAGACGAUUCAGCUCUGUGCCUACUGUCCCUAGAAGUGGGCGCCCAGCCAAAUGGACUCCAAGGGCACAACGCAGAAUGGAAUGACCUGAAGAGAGCCGUUCACAGCAGACAUCCGAAAAAUAUGGCUGAGCUGAAGCAGUUCUGUUGGGAAGAAUGGUCUAAAAAUUCCUUCUGAACGUUGUGCAGGUCUGAUCAGCAGCUAUAGGAAGCGUUUAGUUGAGGUUAUUGCUGCUAAAGGAGGUUCGACCAGUUAAUAAAUCCAAGGGUUCACUUACUUUUUCCACCAGCACGAUGAGUGGAUGUGUUCAAUAAAGACAUGAAAUAUUUCUACAAUACAAUAAUUGUUUGUGUGGUAUUUGUUGAGCACAUUGUGUUUGUCUAUACUUGUGACGUAGACGUAGAUCAGAUCACGUUAUGAACAAUUAAUGCAGAAAACUAGGAAAUUUCAGAGGGUUCACAUACUUUUUCUUACCACUGUAAUUCACAGGCAGCUUCAAUAUUUUUGGCAAAAUAGGACAAAAAAAAAAAAAGAUUUCACUCACAAUGAAAGAUCAAAAACUGUAAAAUGCCUUUCAAACAGAUGCAACACUCCUGGAAAUAGUUGAAGUGUUCAGGGGUGGCCACUGGACCAUCACACGUUUUGUUGAGAUGGUUUAAAACAGGCUCAAAUUAACUGCAAAAGACUUGAGAGGAAUUAAAUGUGAAGCUACCACGAACCCAUUUUCCUCAAAAAAUUAGUGAGUGAGGGGAAAAAAAAUCAUUUAAUUUAAUAUGCACACUGGCAUAUUUCCACAUUUAGGUUCAGUAAAAUUUGAGCUGACUAAGAGCAUUUUAUUUGUUUAACGAUAGAAAUUAUCCCGAGGACCAGAAUUGGCGCGAUAAUUGUGCACACAGUGUAAUGACACCUUUAAUGAGGAGACAGUAGAACAGAGGUCUAUUUUUGAAAUGUAAACUCUGUCUUCUUAUACCCUAUACUGUAUUAUUUUUUGUUUUUUUAACUUUACACACCGUCUGCCACGUUUCACGAUUCAUGCACGAGCCUCUAAUGUGCACUGCAGGACAGGUGAUUGGAAUCAAAAGCUUUUUUUCAGAUUUCAGAUGAUAGUAGACACACGGAGUACUUUAACCUGAUGCAUGCUCACUUAUACUAUUUCUCUGUUUCAGAAGUAUGUGAUAGUACAUCUAGUGUUUGUAAAAAAAAAAACAACAACUGCCUAUUGAUUUAAUUGCACAGCUUAGCUAUCCAAGAUGAAUGAUUCAUUGCUAAUUGAGUUUUACCUGCCACAGGAGCCUAUAUUAGGACAAGAGGUGAUCAGUUUUAAAAGGAAAUAGUUAUAAUAAAUUUCUUGUAAUAGACAUGAAGCUCAUCUACACGAAGAGUAAUACAGUGUUGUGGCUUAAUAUGCACUAUUCUACAGAUUCUUAUCCACCUAUAAUGGAUAUACCAGGAAACAUCACAAAUGCUGUAUGUUUGGGAAAAAAACCCAGUAGUACACAAUGUUGUUGUUUUUUUAACAUAAUGAGGAGAAAUAUGUCGUGCUGUGUGUGCUGUAUGCAGUGUAACGGCGCUGAAGUUUAAUAUUUAUCCUAACUCAGUAAUAGCAUUUUAUUAACUUUGCUUUAUCUUUUCAACACAGAGUACCAAAAGAAACCUGCCCAGGUUCUUGUGCUGUGUAUUUGCACAACGCAUCCAUGCAAUAAUGGAUGCAAAGUAGUUCUGCAUUAACAAAAGCUCGUUCAGGACGACAGCUGUGUGGUCAGACACGUGGCAAGUGAUGAUGUGUUUUGUAGAGUUGAAGAUUCAUGUUGCAGUCAGAUCGCAACACAAGGACUAAUACAGGGACUGUGUGAUAUACUCCUGUAGUUUCCACGUGUUAUUGCCCCUAUUUUUAUGAUGCAAGUGUGAUGUGUCAGAAGGCUUCAGUAUUUUUUUGACGUACUUGAAGGGACACUUACUUGAAUCUCAGGAGUGCACACAGUGAUGGCCAUAAGUAUGGAGUGCUUGACUAAUUCAUGUUGGUUUUGAAUUCUCUUGCAUUUUCAUUAACUCUGCUCUAAAUAUCCUUCUGUAUGUAACUGGAGCUUUAUUUGUGACUGACUAGAGCGCUCUCAUUGUAUGAGAGUGAAAAUUCAGGAUUAUGUUGUGCUGUCAAUAUAAACAAAUAAAAUCUGUUUCCCAACUUA
Messenger RNA from Stegastes partitus (bicolor damselfish), 4649 nucleotides. It is a transcript of the gene hmox2b, whose product is annotated as heme oxygenase 2b. The coding region runs from base 223 to 1167 and encodes 314 amino acids. The record is from RefSeq and is a predicted model, not a curated record. Lineage: Eukaryota; Metazoa; Chordata; Actinopteri; Pomacentridae. The transcript has 7 exons. Gene Ontology annotation, molecular function: heme oxygenase (decyclizing) activity; heme binding. Gene Ontology annotation, biological process: heme oxidation; response to oxidative stress; heme catabolic process.